This is a messenger RNA of Mercenaria mercenaria, 707 nucleotides long. Its product is annotated as putative inhibitor of apoptosis. The transcript has 3 exons. Bases 38 to 532 code for a protein of 164 amino acids. The record is from RefSeq and is a predicted model, not a curated record. Lineage: Eukaryota; Metazoa; Mollusca; Bivalvia; Venerida; Veneridae.
CAUUGACUUCACAGCGUACAAAGGAAAAAAGUACAUCAUGCCUGGCAAUAUCUACCACAAACACCAAGACUACGAAAACUAUGAACACAGACUGGAUUCAUUCAACGGAUGGGCACAUGGGGACAAAGUUCAACCUGAAGAACUCGCGUCCGCGGGGCUGUUUUACACAGGAACAUACGAUUUUGUAAAGUGUUUUUCAUGUGGUACUGGGAUACGUAACUGGGAACACGGCGAUGACCCCUGGAUAGUGCAUGCACAGUCGCUUCCAAAGUGUAACUAUGUUGCAGAAGUUAAAGGAUCCGAGUUCAUCGAUGCACAUGUAGAACAAAAUGUCGAACAUCCAAAUGACGAGGAAGAGGAUAACGCACCCAACGGUUUGAUGCCUUGUCGAGUGUGUAUGAACAAGAAUUCAAACACGGUGUUCGUACCAUGUAGCCACAUGGUCACAUGUGAAACUUGUGCACCAGAAGUCGGUCAGUGCGUUGUGUGUCAAGCUCCCAUAAUUGAACGCAUUAGAGCGUAUAUGCCAUGAUUACGUACUGAUACUUUAAACUGAACUGAAGAAACAGAUACAUAGAAAAUAUGUAUGAAUGAAUGUGAUAUUGCAUUAUAUAUAACGUGAAGUAACAUUUUCGUCUCCUUUACGGUUUUAUGAGUUAUGUUUUGAAACUUAUUGAUUUAGACAAAUAAAGGAAGGAAAAGUUUCA